CUACGGGCGCGUACUUGGUGUAUACCGCAGUGCAACGAAGAGCAUGCAGAUCAGUAAAAUACGGAGCGUCUAUACUCUAGGGGUGAGAGAAAUCCGAUCCAUUGUGACGUUCCAUCAUGAGUUCUUCAGCUGGCAAGUGGGAACUAGAGUGGUCCCCCUCAGAUCCGGAUGUCUUUCUGGCAUUUAGUUCAGAUCGUUACGAUUUAAAUCUGUAUGCAGUGGAAUCUGAAAUACCAUCAUCAGGAGCUCAGUGUCAACAAAUCAGUCAAGACAGUCACUUUUAUGCAAGAUUACAAGCCUCUAAGGCAGACUUACAUGUCAGGUCUAAAGGAGACCUACAGCUUAUAAGGUGUUUUGCAUGGUACCCCAAGCAGUCAUCUGAUGAUGUUAUUGCAUUGGGUCUGUCAAGUGGCAAAGUCAUUCUGUCAGGCUUCUGUGUAGAUUCCAGUGUGACUCAGGCUGGGUUAGUAGGAAAGGAAUUUCCUCUCAAACACACUAAGAUGUGCACCUGUCUGGCUUGGAAUACAGUAGAAUCUAAAUGGCUAGCUGCUGGUUUUGACAGAUAUCGAACUGAUUACUGCAUGGCAGUGUAUGAUGUUAAUAGCCAAACAAAUGUAACAGAAUUGAAUGUGACCCCAGAGAAGUCACGAUAUGUAAGCUCUCAUAAUGCUCCACAGUCAGGGUUUCGACCUGUUACAGAAAUGGUCCAGGCAGAGGUACUGAAUUCCAUGGCAUGGCUUCCCCAUCAACCACACUGCAUUGUUGCGGGGGUUGCUAAUAAGAACCUUCGGAUCUUUGAUGUCAGAGAUACAGCAGGGUAUAAGAUUGCUACAGCUACCAAGUCAGUCUAUGGUGUAUCUGCAGACCCUCAGGUGGAUUAUCGGCUAUCUUCUUACCAUGAAGGACAGGUCAAUAUUUGGGACCAUAGACACUUUGAUAAACCAGUGUUAACCAUCAACGAAGCCCGUCAAAUUAACAAACUGGCUUGGAGUCCAUCUCGCUAUGGCCUGCUAGCCUCACUGUCAAGGGAUAGUUCGGUGGUGAAGCUAUACAAUGUGCAGCAUGUUUGUAGCGAGGUGGAAUACACUGAACGCCUCCUUCAACCUGUUGGAGGCGCACAAGUGUCCACCUUUGCUUGGCAUCCUACUUGUGAGAAUCGUAUCCUAACCAUCACACAUUCUGGGGUAUUCAGAGAUGUUGCCAUUCAUGAUCCUGUAUCCCUGACACUAUCACCCCAGUCUACCUGCAUGUUGGCAUCUGGUAAGAACCUGCUUCUCGUCACUGCAGCAGAUAAUCAUCAAGUUCAAGAUAUCUCUGUUCAGAUGAAACAAAGAGCCAUCAAUGGUUAUGGCUUGCAGAACUUGUUAAGUCAAAACAGUGAUCUCCUUGGGGAUUCCGUGGAAGAAGUUAAUCUGAAGAAAUUUUGGACAUGGCUUGAUCGGUUUCUGUCUCUACACAAAGAAGACAAGGUGACUGCAUCAGUGAAAGGAGGUGCAAGAUACUGUGGAGUCAAGUCACUCCUCAAAAGUGAGUCUGGAUUGAAGAGUUGUGUGGAUGCAGUGGACUGGAAAGGAGUGGACUGGUACUCAGAGUCUAAUGUCUUCAGAAGUCCUGAGAGGUCUGCUGCCCUUAUGUUGUGUGGCUGGGAGUUUGAUCAUGAUGAAGUUGCAUUUAGCACAUUUAUCAACAGGUUGGUUGAAAAAAGUGAGUAUGAAAGAGCUGCAGCCAUUUGUGUAUUUCAGCUGAGAUUACGACAGGCAAUUGAUGUGCUCAACAGAGCAACAACAGAUGCUGCUCAGAAUGAUAAUUCAAGUCUGCAUGGCAUGGCAAUGGCAUUGUCUGGAUUCACCCAGCAACGUAAUACUUUAUGGUGUGAGAUGUGUAGUACACUCAGGGAGAAGCUCAAGCAUCCAUACUUACGUGCAAUGUUUGGCUUCUUGACGGCUUUUGAUGACACGUUUGAUGUGGUUUUGAAAGAGCCAGGCUUGAAUAUGGAGGACCGUGUCGCCUUUGCCUGCUUGUUUCUCAAUGAUCAGCAGCUGCCAGUAUUCAUUGAGGAAUUGACAAACAUUACUGUGCAAGAUGGCAAGCUAGAAGGCAUGCUACUAGCUGGGUUGAAUAAAGACUGUGUGGAGCUGUUACAGUCUUAUGUGGACAGGACUGCAGAUAUUCAGACAGCUAGUUUAGUUGCUGUACUUGCACUUCCUCCAGAGCUGUGUAAAGAUAAACGAGUCACUCACUGGGUCGAGAGCUACCGUGGUUUAUUGGAUACAUGGAGGCUGUGGCAUCAAAGGGCACGUUUUGAUGUUUACUACCACCAUGACCAUCAGGGCAAUGUGAAGGUCCCUUCCCCACAGCAAGUCUUUGUCAACUGUCAUUUCUGUCAAAGUGCCAUAUCUCCCACUGUUUUAGCUCAACGGUCUUUGCAUACAAUACUUCCCCAUUUACGAGGACCUAUGCACCAGAGAGUCAAGGCAUCAACAUGCUACAAGUGUAGAAAGCCAUUGCCUCGCUGUGCUUUGUGCUUAAUGAAUAUGGGUACCCUCUCAGGAUUAAAGUCCAUUCAACCACAAGACAAGCAUUCUUCAAAGACAGACCAGCAGUCAGACACAGUUGCUCAGAGUAAGCAGACGGACUUCAGCCAGUGGUUUACAUGGUGUCAGUCUUGUCGUCAUGGAGGUCAUGCUUGCCAUCUUACAGAAUGGUUCAAAGAGCAUACAGAGUGUCCAGUAACAGGCUGCACAUGUCGAUGUAUGUUGAUGGAUUCCGCAGGCACAAUUUUCUCUGCAACAGCAAGCACUACAUAAAAACAGCUUCACAAUACAUGUACAGUACAUCCCACCUUAUAACCUCAACCUGAAACAAAGGGUUAAUUUGACCAAGUUGCUUACAUGUAAUACAAUUGUGUUUCUCAUAAAGUCGGACCAAAAAUGCUUUCAAAAGAUACCAUGAUGGCUUCCUUCAGUCAUGCUUCACCGAGCACUAUUGUUUGAACAAUUGUCAAAACUCAUUUGUGCUAUUUCAAGGCAUUCUGAUUACAUUCAAAUGGGGCUUGAUAGAAUUUUAAUGUUUUUAAUGUUUAAUGUCAACAUUCAUUUGUGUGAAGUGUAUAAAGGUUUGCUUAUUGUCAUGAUUGUCUUGCUUGGUCUGGAAAACACUGUUUCUGAUAGUCUGCUGAGGACACAUUAUGUAAUAGAUAUUUAUUUUGGGGGCAGUAAGCUGGUGCAGGGGUAAAACCUAUUCACAGUUGACACCACUUAGCCACAUGUUUAACAACAGUUAGCGACAUGGUUCAGCUUCAUCCAAAGAGUGUUAUUCGUAACUAAAUAUGUCUAUCAUCUUCUUGUAUUUCAAAAGGUUAAAUUUUCCUUUAGCCUUGUUGGAUGUGAUCUUAAUGUUUUGCAAUUGACCCAAAGUGUCACAGAUGAAUUUUGAAAUUACAUCUUUAUACAUGUACAUGUAACAACGAUGCCUACUGAAACAUGACUGCAGGAAUUACUAUCAGAACAAUGUAUCAUUUGAAAGCAUUUUACUCCCACCAUACAGCAAACACAUACAGUCACACAGCUCACAACUUGGCCAGAUUAACCCUUUAUUUUGGGACUCAUUUUUUUCUGCAAGCAGGUAGCAAGACAAUGAGUGCUUACCCGGUUUAUUCCACAUUUUCCAAAAAGAUAUUGUAGGGUACAAAACAUCUAUGUGUACCGUAAAACCUGCAAAUGAUUGGUAUACAUUGUAUUUUGUGUGCUGAUAUCAACAUCUGCAUUCUAGCAGCCUGAAGGGUGAAAUUGGGUUGGAAAUGAGAAAUCUCUUACAAUUUACCUUCCGUUCUGAUUUGAGGCAUGCUGUCACACCCUACACCAUUGCAUGCCCAAAACCUAUAUUGGAUAAUCAUACUUCACGGAAACUUCAGAAAUGACAAAAAUCAAAUGUGCUUACUAUUAAUUCUCCCAGUGAUAUAGCCUUUGCUGGCAAAACAUACCAUGCAAAUGCAAAUAUAGUAACUUAUAGGUUUGCUUUAAUUAUGUUUUUAUAGUAGCACUAGCAAAGGCAAAUCCAGAGAAAAAUGUGCAGCAUGUGUCAGUACCACCUUGGGUCACAAAUUUGAAAGAAGAGAAAAUCGCAUCCCUUGAAGAAUCCAGUGGUGCGCUUUUCCACAUGCCUGAUUUCAGAAUCGGGACUGUUUGUUCUGAAAGUGGAUGUAACACCCUGCACAAUGCCUCAUGUGACCACAAUAAAUGUCUACAUUUGCCCUCUGAACCAGGGAGAUCAGGCAAGUUUAGUUCAGGAUUGCAGUUACAUGUACACGUAAGCUUUGUUUUAGACUCAUCAGAGUACGGUAUCAGAUGGAUGUAAAUGAAUUGCUUCUUUAAACAUGGAAAAUUUCCAAGAUACACAGUAUAUCAGUUUUUAGAUUUUGUUAUUUUGAUUCUUCAGAUCACUCAAAUUGAAUGAUUUGCAUUGUAAUACUUCAUUCAAAUACAUGUAUACACGCAACACAGAAAACAGUGCUUCAGAAAGAUGUAAGAUACUGGGUUAUAUGUCUAGUAUUUGCAUUAGUCUUGGGCAAUUUGAAUCAUUGUUACAAACUGCUAUUAUUCUACGCUGUACAACAUGAGAAAUGUGGCCUUCUGGCAUAAUUGAAGUUCGCCUGUUUUCAAAAAGUAAAUAUUCAUUUUACUCGAAUGACGGAAAAAACACGCACACAAACCAGAAUAUUCAUCAGUUUUACUUUUGUAUUAAUGUAUCAUUUCAGCUUGCUUUGUCUUCACUUUUGCUUAUCUUUAAAGUUUUAAACUUAAAAUCUGACAAAUGGUGAAGCUAUUGAGACAUUCAACAUAGGGUUUAUACAUGU
Molecule: messenger RNA, 4855 nt
Organism: Acanthaster planci (crown-of-thorns starfish)
Lineage: Eukaryota; Metazoa; Echinodermata; Asteroidea; Valvatida; Acanthasteridae
Product: GATOR2 complex protein MIOS-like
Biological process (GO): cellular response to amino acid starvation; positive regulation of TORC1 signaling
Cellular component (GO): cytoplasm
Molecular function (GO): protein binding
Source: RefSeq, a predicted model, not a curated record